AUGUAUAAGUGGAAGAGUUUAUUGUAUGCCUUGCUAAUAGCAGGCGCCCUAAUCGUCACUUGUCCACCUGCAACACAGGCGACAUACGAAGUGAAUUUGCUGCGCUUACGAAGUGAACCGAUUGCGCUUUGGCGUCAAUCGCAAAAUACUUUCAUACAAUGGGUGCUUUCGCUUUUGCCCAAUCGUCCCGCCAUACUGGGAGGUCCCGGCGUCACAACAGCGUCGCCCGAUGGCUUAACUAGCACCACAGAGUUGCCACUAAAGCCUCAGCCAGCUACCGCUACGCCUGCUACAACUACCAACACUACCCCAGAGCCCACUACGCCCGCGCAACCCAGCUCUACGGCAGCGCCGGCCACUAGUACCACCACUAUAGCGCCCAGCACCACAACCGCUGCUCCACCGGUCGUGCUUAAUCCACCGCGCAAUUGUACGGAAUGCGUCUGUGGCAUUGCCAACACACAAAAACGUAUAGUAGGCGGCCAAGAGACCGAAGUUCACCAGUAUCCUUGGAUGGCUAUGCUGCUCUACGGCGGUCGUUUCUAUUGCGCUGCUUCGCUCAUCAACGAUCAGUUCCUUUUAACGGCUUCCCAUUGCGUUUAUGGUUUUCGCAAGGAACGUAUCAGUGUGCGUCUACUGGAGCACGAUCGUAAAAUGUCCAACUUUUUGAAAAUUGAUCGGAAUGUGGCAAAUAUUACCACGCAUCCAAAGUACAGUGCACGCACAUAUGAUAAUGACAUCGCCAUCAUACAGUUGGAUAAGCCGGUGGAGAUGACAGAACUUCUGCACCCAGUUUGUAUGCCCACACCGGGCAAGUCCUUCAAGGGUGAAACGGCUAUUGUGACUGGCUGGGGUGCCAUUAAAGUGGGUGGACCAACAGCAGAUACGUUGCAGGAAGUUCAGGUGCCCGUCAUGUCGCAAGAGGACUGCCGCAAAUCGCGCUACGGACCAACACGCAUCACGGACAACAUGCUCUGCGCUGGCUUUGACGAAGGCAAAAAAGAUUCCUGCCAAGGUGACAGUGGCGGACCACUACAUGUUGUAGCGCCAGGUACCAGAGAACAUCAAAUUGCUGGCGUAGUCUCUUGGGGUGAGGGCUGCGCCAAGGCGGGUUUCCCGGGAGUUUAUGCGCGCGUCAAUCGCUAUGGAACUUGGAUUAAGACCGUCACUAGAAAUGCUUGCCUUUGCCACUCGGAGACGAAGAAGAUAAAGAACAAAAAUAUGACUUACAAAUUCUGCUUGCUUGCUGUGCUCAUCAUUAUUCCCAACGCGCAGUUGACGAGGGCUUCAGAUGCAUCACCCACCGACCCAACACCAAGUGCUUUACGGCAGGAUAAUUUCAUCGAAUGGAUUACUUCAAUAUUCCGUCCAACCACCACAACAUCCACGCCCAGUUCAACACCACCGACCACACCAACACGCAAUUGCCCAUCCUGCGCCUGUGGCACCAUAAACACCUUCCACCGCAUUGUUGGCGGUAUGGAGACCGAGGUAAAUGAGUCCUACUGCGGUGGCUCGCUGAUCAAUGAUCAAUAUGUGCUAACGGCAGCGCAUUGUGUGCGCGGUUUUAAUAAACGCGUUGUGUCAGUGCGUCUACUUUCGCACAAUCGUACCGAUGGACGUGUGAAUACGAUCGAUCGACAGCUGGAUUCGAUUGCAGUGCACGAUGGUUACAGUGGCAGGAAUUUGGAUAAUGAUAUUGCCUUGUUACGCUUUACGGAACCACUUGAACUGCGCGAGCCACUGAGACCCGUGUGUCUCGCCGAGUUCGGCAAAACCUAUGAAGACGAGAUUGCUGUGGUCACAGGCUGGGGUGCGGUGAAGGAAGGUGGCUUCAUAGCAGAUCGUUUGCAGGAGGUACAAGUGCCCGUCAUGUCACAGGAGACCUGCCGUAAGAGCAAAUACGGUGCCACUCGCAUUACGGACAAUAUGCUUUGCGCUGGAUUUGCUGAGGGUGGUAAAGACUCCUGUCAGGGUGAUAGCGGUGGUCCGCUACAUGUGCGCCAUAAUGACACGAAGACCUAUCAGCUGGCUGGCGUUGUAUCUUGGGGCGAGGGUUGCGCACGUCCUAAUGCGCCCGGGGUCUACACGCGUGUAUCGCAGUACCUGGAUUGGAUUGAGGAGCGCACGCGUGAUGCUUGUAAAUGUCAGCCGUCGAUGGGAGCAGCAAGUGGUGGAGGGGCUGGAGUUGGUGAAAGUAGCAGCACAGAAAGUGCAGGCGCGCAGAACAUUACAGAGAGUAGUACGCAGAGUGUGGCAGAUACCACUGCCACUUUAGGAGCAGGGGAAAGCAGUAAUGUUACAGAAGGGUCGAAAUUGUAA
This is a messenger RNA of Anastrepha obliqua, 2322 nucleotides long. Its product is annotated as transmembrane protease serine 9. Gene Ontology annotation, biological process: proteolysis. The record is from RefSeq and is a predicted model, not a curated record. Gene Ontology annotation, molecular function: serine-type endopeptidase activity. NCBI's taxonomy places the organism in Eukaryota, Metazoa, Arthropoda, Insecta, Diptera, Tephritidae.